CUAGGGCAGUUGACCAAAAUGCCAAAUAUCAAAAUCUUCAGCGGCAGCUCCCGUCAGGACUUAUCCCAGAAAACUGCCGACCGACUGGGCCAGGAGCUGGGCAAGGUGUUGACCAAGAAAUUCAGCAACCAGGAGACCUGUGUGGAAAUAGGCGAGAGUGUGCUAGAAGGGGAUGUCCACAUAGUGCAGAGUGGUUGUGGCGAAAUCAACGACAGUUUAAUGGAGCUUUUGAUCAUGAUUAAUGCCUGCAAGAUUGCUCCAGCCAGCCGAGUUACUGCAGUCAUCCCGUGCUUCCCGUAUGUGCAGGAUAAGGAGGAUAAGAGCCGAGCCGCAGUCUCCGCCAAGCUUGUUGUAAAUACGCUGUCUAUAGCAGGGCAUGCUUCUCAAAUUCAGGGCUUUUUUGAUAUCCCAGUAGACAAUUUGUAUGCAGAUCCAGCUGUCCUGAAGUGGAUAAACGAGAAUAUCUCUGAGUGGAGGAACUGCACGAUUGUCUCUCCAGAUGCUGGUGGAGCUAAGAGAGUGACCUCCGUUGCAGAAAGAUUGAAUGUGGACUUUGCCUUGAUUUACAAAGAACCGAAGAAGGCCAAUGAAGUGGACCGAAUGGUACUAGUGGGAUAUGUGAAGGAUCGUGUGGCUAUCCUUGUGGAUGACAUGGCUGACACUUGUGGUACAAUCUGCCAUGCAGCUGACAAACUUUUCUCAGCUGGAGCCACCAGAGUUUAUGCGAUCCUGACUCACGGAAUCUUUUCUGGCCCGGCCAUUACUCACAUCAACAGUGCAGGCUUUGAAGCAGUAGUAGUCACCAAUACCAUACCUUAGGAGGAUAAGGUGAAGCAUUGCUCCAAAAUACAGGUGAUCGACAUCUCCAUGAUCCUUGCAGAAGCCAUCUGAAUUCACAAUGGGGAAUCUGUCUCCUACCUGUUCAGCCAUGUCCCAUUGUGA
Messenger RNA from Mesoplodon densirostris (Blainville's beaked whale), 942 nucleotides. RefSeq names its product phosphoribosyl pyrophosphate synthetase 1 like 1 (gene PRPS1L1). Gene Ontology annotation, cellular component: cytoplasm; ribose phosphate diphosphokinase complex. Gene Ontology annotation, biological process: purine nucleotide biosynthetic process; 5-phosphoribose 1-diphosphate biosynthetic process. The record is from RefSeq and is a predicted model, not a curated record. Gene Ontology annotation, molecular function: magnesium ion binding; ribose phosphate diphosphokinase activity; ATP binding. NCBI's taxonomy places the organism in Eukaryota, Metazoa, Chordata, Mammalia, Artiodactyla, Ziphiidae.